Molecule: messenger RNA, 2975 nt
Organism: Gilbertella persicaria
Lineage: Eukaryota; Fungi; Mucoromycota; Mucoromycetes; Mucorales; Choanephoraceae
Product: nucleoporin autopeptidase-domain-containing protein
Exons: 6
Coding region: 35-2854 (939 amino acids)
Biological process (GO): protein import into nucleus; RNA export from nucleus; post-transcriptional tethering of RNA polymerase II gene DNA at nuclear periphery
Cellular component (GO): nuclear pore; nuclear pore cytoplasmic filaments
Molecular function (GO): structural constituent of nuclear pore
Source: RefSeq, a predicted model, not a curated record
GUUUUUUUUUCCUAUCCUCUUUUUUUAAACAACAAUGUUUGGAAAAAGCGCUUUCGGUAGUACGGGAGGCUUCGGUCAACCACAACAACAACAACAACAAAAUACUUCUGUCUUCGGACAACAACCACAGCAACAACCUAGCGCUUUUGGUGGUUUUGGUGCUUCUUCUACACCUAGUGCCUUCGGUGCUGCACCUGCUACAACAAGUGCUUUCGGUCAACCUGCUCAACAAUCUGCAUUUGGAGCUGCACCCGCUACAGGCGGUUUCGGUAGUACUGGUUCUGCCUUUGGUCAAGCUAGACCCUCAGCAUUUGGUAGCACAACUACAGGUGCUUUUGGCUCAACUCAACCUGCUGCCACUUCUGGAUUUGGUGGAUUUGGUUCAACACCUACCACUUCAGCAUUUGGAAGCACUACAACUCAAAGCAAUAGCGGCGGUUUGUUUGGCCAACGUCCUGCCACAAACGCCUUUGGAUCCACUACCACAAGUGCAUUUGGACAACCACAACAACAACAACAAACAUCAGCAUUUGGCGGCAUGGGCACUACAACAUCUGCUUUCGGCCAACCUGCUGCUGGUGCUGGUGGUGUCAAUCAAGGUACAGCUGUAGCUGACUUUGCUCCUACUCAAGAUCGUGAUAUUACAACGGGCGUAAACAACUUUUUCCAAACGAUCACUGCCAUGCCUCAAUACAGAAACUAUUCACUUGAAGAGCUUCGUUUGCAAGAUUAUCAACAAGGAAGAAAGACAGCUGGUGCUGCUGGUGCUGCUGGCGGUGCAUUUGGUCAACCUGCCACGUCUGCAUUUGGUCAACCUGCCACAGGUGGCGCAUUCGGUCAACCUGCUGCUGGUGGAGCAUUUGGCCAACCCGCUGCUCAAACUAAUGCUUUUGGUCAACCUGCUCAACAAACAAAUGCCUUUGGUAGUACCACACCUGCUACAGGUGGUCUUUUCGGUCAACAGCCCUCUGCAAACACAUCUGCCUUUGGUCAGCCUGCUGUCACAGGUGGUUUUGGACAAACAGCAACGACUUCAGCCUUUGGUCAACCGGCAACCAAUCCAACCACUGGUUUCGGUGUAGGUGCUACUGGCGGAUUUGGUGCUGCUGCUUCAAAACCAUUUGGUGGAUUUGGUAGUACACCCGCUCCUGCUACUGGUGGAUUCGGUCAAACAACAACUUCUGCUUUCGGCCAACAACCUGCUACUACAUCAGCAUUUGGUCAACCUGCCGCUCAAACCACUGGUUUCGGUGGUUUUGGUCAAAAGCCUGCCACGACACCUGCUACUGGAGGUUUUGGUGGUUUUGGUGCCACAAACACAACUCCUGCUACUGGAGGAUUCGGUAAUGCCACAGGCGGUUUUGGUGCUGCUGCUGCCAACAAGCCUACAACAUCUUUCUUUGGUGCCUCUACAACAACGCCUGCCUCAGGUGCUGGUACCACUGGUUUUGGUGGUUUUGGUGCUACUACCACACCCGCUGCUGGAGGUUUUGGUCAAACUUCUACUGCAGGCGGCACUGGUCUCUUUGGUGCUGCUAAGCCUGCUGCUCCUACAACCUCUCUCUUUGGCAACACUAUGGGUGCUACUACAGGAACAACAGGUUUUGGUGGGUUUGGUACUGGACAAGCAGCCACAGGUAACAGCUUGUUUGGCCAAAAGCCUGCUACAGGCGGUUUAGGCGGUACAGGUACUGGUUUGUUUGGUAACAAUACAUUGGGUGGCUCCACUGGUUUUGGUGGCUUUGGUCAACAACCUCAAGCAGGCACCAAUACGUUCAACUUGCCUGCUACAGGUGGAUUGACUUCCUUUGGUACUAACCCUCUUCAGCCUGGUAUUCAACAGCAACCUAUGAUUGCUAGUGUAGACAAGAAUCCCUAUGGUAACAACCCCUUGUUUGAUUUGAGCAAGGUAUCCAACACCACAGGUGCCAAGACCGGUCCUUCUGCUGUUCCUGUCGAUGGCUCUCAACGUAAGCCACAAGGACCCCAUUACCCUAUUUCUCCUCGUGUUGUCAGCAAGAUCAAGCUUCGUGGUUUCAGUUAUCAUCCUGGCAACAACUAUGCUGCUAAAAAGAACGCUCCUGCAGGCAGUUUAGACGGUAUCAGUGAUGACGCUGUCCUUGGAGCUGGUGCCUUUGCCCCUCGUCCCAGCAGCAAGAAAUUAGUCUUUGACGAUAAUGUUGAUACAGCCAAUAUUGUUGCUCUUGUUAACAAGAAAUCCGACAAGAGAAAGGUUCUUUUUGAUCCUCAACUUGAAUGUGUUGCUUCUCAAGAUAACCAAGCUUCAGCCACUGCUACCACGACCACUACUACUACCACAACAACAACUACGGUUGCCAACUUAACAACAACAACUCUCACUACACCUGUUACAUCUGAACCCACUCCCGCUACCACAUCUACAUUAUCUGCUGUUGCCAAAAAGAAUGGCUAUUAUAUCUCCCCUUCUCUUGAAUUGCUUUCCAGCAUGCCAAAGGAAGGAUUAAAACAAGUCCAAAACUUAGUUGUGGGUCGUAAAGGAUUUGGUGAAAUUAGAUUUGAACAAAGCGUAGACUUGUCUGAUAUCGAUCUUGAAGAAAUCAUGGGUCAUCUUGUUGUGAUUGAAGAGAAGACGGCUGUUAUCUAUCCUGAUCAAGACAGCAAACCUCCUAAGGGAACUGGCUUAAAUGUACCUGCGAUUGUGACACUUGAGAACUGCUUUACACGCGAUAAGAACACAAGUGCACCUAUCAAGGAUCCUGAACAUCCUCGUUUCAAACUAUUCAAGGAAAGACUUGUUAAGCGCUCUGGUGUUGACUUUGUCGAUUAUGAUGAUGCUACUGGUAAAUGGACCUUUAGGGCUCAUGAGUUUUGAAGUUGUAUUUGAAUAAAGAAAAGGACUUAAGCAGAUCAUGAGAUACAUAAGUAAUGCUUACAUUAGAUUAUAAGAAAGAGCAGAAAAUAGAAGGGAGAUAAAUUAGUGGCAGAUAUGAACC